AUGUUGCGGCUUCUGCUCAGCUUCCGCUCUAAAAGGGUCGCCAUCGUUGCGGACAUAGAGAAGGCUUUCCUCCAGAUCUUCCUCGACAAUCAAGACCGGGAUUACCUUCGCUUCUUCUGGUAUAAGGUGGCACCUAGAGUAGAGGGAGAUCUUCCUCCCCUUGAAGUAUGGCGCAUGACAAGAGUGCCGUUCGGCGCCACAUGCAGCACUUUCCUUCUGGCCGCCACAAUUCAACAUCACCUACAGUCUCUAGCCUUGGAGUACCCUUGGACAACCAGCAAGCUGAGAGAUAACUUUUAUGCCGACGAUCUUGUUACUGGCGCAGACGACUACCCUCAAGCUCUGCAAUUGUUCAAAGAAACUAUUCAAAUUUUUGAUAAGGCAGGUCUACCAGUUCGCAAGUGGCUCACCAACGAACCUGCACUUCAGAAACAGUUUGAAGAGCAAGGUUUAAGCCGUGCUACGACACUUUCUGUUAACGUCUUAGGAGUUACUUGGCGCACCACGACCGAUGGCCUAUGCUGUGCUCUGUCUUCCGUAUCCGAAUUCCUGAAGUCUAGCCCAUGCACAAAGCGACAAGUCUUGCGCCCUACCUCGCAUAUUUGA
Messenger RNA from Ornithodoros turicata, 606 nucleotides. RefSeq lists its product as uncharacterized. Lineage: Eukaryota; Metazoa; Arthropoda; Arachnida; Ixodida; Argasidae. The coding region runs from base 1 to 606 and encodes 201 amino acids. The record is from RefSeq and is a predicted model, not a curated record. The transcript has a single exon.